Molecule: messenger RNA, 3531 nt
Organism: Toxotes jaculatrix (banded archerfish)
Lineage: Eukaryota; Metazoa; Chordata; Actinopteri; Toxotidae
Exons: 9
Coding region: 323-1663 (446 amino acids)
Source: RefSeq, a predicted model, not a curated record
UUUUUGAGUAUUAGUGUUUUAGUGAAAUAUCACGGUCAUUUUCAUAGUUUCAAUGUUCAGUAGUUUUUCUAAUGAGGGGCUCUCUUCGCGGUGUACUGACGCGCCCAUUAAGCCCCUGUAGACGUCAUUAGCACAACCCGUUUUCCUAACGGUUGGUUGCGACAUCACCCUAGAAACUUCACUUGAACUAGAGCGGAGCUAGGUAUUUGUCUUGUUCAGAUUUCGAUUUAGUGUCCAGUCUUUACGGGGCUCAAGUUGAUCAAACGGCUGACCAUACAACGAUGUGGAUGGAGAGACGGUGGAUUGUGGCCUGACAGAAGCCAUGGUUGGAUACCUCUUCGAUGGUUCGUUCAAAAAGCAACUUAAAUUUCAACAGUUUGUGCGACAGUACAAGGAAGGUGAGGUCGUUGUUACACUAGAACCAGUACCGGUGGAAGUCUACUGUCAGUCUACAGCACAGCCCCAGCCUCUGCCUUCCAUUGAUCCAAGUGGAGAAGCAACUCGCAAGAAAAUACCUCUUGUGACUGUCAUUCCAACCUUUCCAAAAGAUGUCCAAAUUAAACUGGAUGCUAAAGAACCAUGUCACAAAGUUCCAAAACUACGCAACAAAAUUAUCAGAGUGUUGUACGAAAUGAUGGCAGAACACACCCUGUAUCCAACCAAUGCAGAGUACAUUCAAGUUGCCAAGGCUUUGAUCCUUAAAUACCCUUUCCUGAGAGAUAUGGAGGGGAAUGGCUAUCACACUUGGCACAUGUCUCUAAAGCGAAAAUUUAAAGCAGAACGUGCACCACUUGUUAGUGACAGUGAAGUCAGAAAGCUGAAGGAGAAGUUUGGCCACAAAAAUCAGUUUAAAGCUACCAAUGCAUCAGCAAGUGUGUGUCGUAAGCCAGCUAAUCUGACAUUUCCAAAGGAAAUUUAUGCUGGUGAAGAUUCAACAACUGUUGAGGCCCAUGUGAGCGUGCUACAAAGUGAGUAUCGGAAGAUGCAUCCAGACAUGUCCACAGUCAAAGAUCGCAUGGCACGGACAUUCUGUUGGAGACGACGUGAAAUUGUGGAAGGAAUGCCAGUGGAGGAUGUAAUCAACAAAUACCCUUUUUUAAGGACACCGCCUGGAUUUUUUGAUGAAGUUGACAGAAUUCACCCUUCAACAAAUGGCUUCUAUCAUCGCUUCAAGGAGGGCUUUGCCAGUGUUUUGCCAAAUGUGCUUAAGAUUGCACAGGGAAGAUCUUCACUGGCAAAGCAGUACACUGAUGCAAGACAGGAUUCCCUGGCUGAAGAUCUACCAGGAAUAGACCUGAGGGCUGGGCUCAUCCUGUUGCCGUCCGUCUUCCGAGAAAAGACUGAACACUACAUCACUUUAGGAGAGGGAGACCCUGCUACACCCUAUCCAACCAUUCAAGUGAAGGAUCGUGACUGGAAAAUGGCAAUUACUGGUACAGGAUCAUGUGUGGUGAAAGUUGAUGGAGUCGAAGUGUGUCAGUGCGUACACCUUGAUGAAGCCUUCGCAACAGCUUUCAGUAUGUAUUUUGUUUUCAACAUCGCAUACCCAACACACUUGAAAAACACUCUGACUUUUCUUCAGCGACGCAUUGUCAGUAUUGUGGAAAAUGGAGACAAGCCCCUGCCAAUAACUGUACUGAGAAUGAUUAACCUUUUGUGCUAGAUCAUAAUGCCUCAACUGCACCAGUGCCCAAAGUGCACUCGAAGGACAUUUACUCUAGUGAAGUUAAUUCAGCAUGUUGGCCUUGUUCAUGCACAUGAACCAAAUUUUAGCAUCACCUGUGGUGUAGGUGAUUGCCAGUCAGCUUUUUCCCAGUUCCAUUCUUUUAGAAAACAUGUGUACAGGAAGCACAGAUGCUGUGUCUUCCGGUCUUCUGAGUCUAACAAUGAUGGUCCGAGUGAUGAGUCCACAGUAGGGCAACAGCCAUUGUACCUGGAUGAACAAGAUUCUGAGACUGAUCUGUGUGCUUCUGAUCCACAAACAGUUGAACCAAAUUUAGAUAAACUACUGGGGGACUUCAGAGAUAAUCUGUUUGGAUUCAUUCUUAAAUGCAGAGAGAAAAAUCUUUUACAUUUGUCAGUUCAACAAGAGAUUACAGAUGAUGUCAAAUUUCUCUUUUGCUUUUUCAAAGAAAACUAUGAUUUGUUUAUCUCUCAUCAUCUUGAAAAGAGUGGUUUUGAUAUUUCAAAGUGCCCUGAACUUCAGCAGGUUUUACACUCGCCUGAUUUCUUUGAUAAAGUUUGUGAAGUGGUUCGUUCCCCACACAUGAUUAAAGAACACUGCAAGGCCAAAAUGGACUAUACAGAACCUGUACACUAUGCACUGAAAGACUCUUCUGGUAACAAAAUAGGAACCUAUUCCUAUGUUCCCAUCUCUGAGGUUUUAAAGAAAUACUGUUCUCAUGAAGAUGUCUGGGAUCAAAUACUAUCUGAAAAUAACAAAGUCCAAGAUGAAGAUAUUCUGACAGACUAUAGAGAUGCCCUUUAUUUUAAGGAGCAUUUAUUUUUCAAAGAGCAUCCAAAUGCUUUAAGGCUUCAUUUAUAUGAAGAUGAAUUUGAAAUCGUUAACCCUUUAGGUUCCAAGAGAACUAAGUAUAAACUGUGUGCAUUUUACUACACUGUUGGAAAUUUGGGUGGGAAGUAUCGAUCUCAGCUUAAGCACAUUCACUUAGCUUUGCUAGUUCGCUAUUCACAUGUGAAACAAUUUGGUAUGGAUGUCAUAUUAAAACCACUGAUUGAUGACCUAAAACAGCUUUCAACAGAGGGCUUCAUUGUAAGUGUUUGUGGAACAGAACACAGAGUUUAUGCUGCUUUAGCAACGUUCUCAGGUGACAAUCUGUCAGCUCACAUGAUUGGCGGCUUUCGCAUGUGUUUCCAUUCAGGUCGAAUUUGUCGUUACUGUAUGGCAACCCAUUCAGAAAUUAAUCACAAAUUCCAGGAACAUGGCUAUGUUUUGAGAACAAGAGAAGUUCAUGAAUAUCAUCUCCAAUGUGUCCAGCAAAACACUGAAAAUGCUGCCUUGUAUGGUGUACAUGGUAGUAGUUCAUUUGAUGCAUUAGGUUAUUUUGAUGUGACUAAGUCUUUGCCCCCAGACAUAAUGCAUGAUCUGUUAGAGGGAGUUUUUCCACUGACAAUGAAGCGUGUGAUUUGUGAAGCACAUAAACAAAAGCACAUAACCAUAUCUGAGCUAAAUGAAGAGCUUCAAAAAUUUUGUGUUGGGCAGAAUGACAAGGCCAAUAAGCCUGUACUGUUGUCUGAACGAGUUCUUCAAACUUCAGGGAUUGUAGGAACAGCUGCUCAAAAAUGGUGUCUCUUCAGAUUGCUGCCUUUUAUAAUGGGGCCCCGUAUUCCUCCUGAUAGCAAAUACUGGCAUGUGUUCUUAUUAUGUAGAGAUAUUGCAGAUAUUGUCAUGGCAGAUAAAGUUAGGACAGAUGAACUGGCAUGUUUAGAAUUGCUUGUGCACACAUUCCUUUCUGAGAUGACAGAGGUUUUUGGAACUGUAUUAACACCUAAAUGUCAUUAUCUUAUACA